Messenger RNA from Thalassophryne amazonica, 8200 nucleotides. RefSeq names its product DNA-dependent protein kinase catalytic subunit-like. Lineage: Eukaryota; Metazoa; Chordata; Actinopteri; Batrachoidiformes; Batrachoididae. Gene Ontology annotation, cellular component: nucleus. The transcript is spliced from 60 exons. Gene Ontology annotation, biological process: double-strand break repair via nonhomologous end joining. The record is from RefSeq and is a predicted model, not a curated record. The coding region runs from base 92 to 8200 and encodes 2702 amino acids.
CGCGCAGAGCGCUUUCUGUUUACCUGUCUGCUGUCACAUACACAGUCUGUGGUGUUUAGUUUGUGGUAUAUUAGGCGUCAGUGUUGUAGUUAUGUCUUCUACCUCCAGUAAUGCUGCUGGAGGUAUUCAAGGGCUUCUUCUCAAGCUUCACGAUUUACUUUCGGACGAAGACGACCGAGCUGCAGCUCUGAAAUGUCACGAUAUUAUUGGCGAUUUGGGUCAGGAGUGCAUGCUAACGCCUGCAGAGAAUGAACUGGUUUUGCAGGCAUCCUUACUAUUCUCAAAAGAGUAUGGGCUUCUCAGCUUCCUCAAGAAAUCCCAGGCUUCAGACGAGCUCCGGGACACCAGAGUUGAAAUUUUAUCUUUCUUGGAGAAAUUCCUGGACAAGAUUUCGAUGAGAGUCAAAGGAUGGGAGAAGACUUACAGCAUUGAGAUUAGAGACACCUGUAUGGCUGUUUAUACGAAGGAAAAAGGAGCCAAAUGCAGAACUCCAGUGCUAGAGCUCCUAAUUAAGGUUCUUCAAAGCACAAAGGCUUCCACUGUCACUGCAGAGCUGAGAAUUCUUGACAUAUACAACAAAUUUUACAGUGAGCUUUGUCAAAAGAAUAAAUUGGCAGAUUCAGUACUGGGUAAAAUCUAUGAGUUGCUUGGAGUUCUUGCUGAAGUCCAUCCCAGCGAGAUGGUUAACAACUCUGAUAAACUCUACAAAGCCUACCUAGGAGAGCUAAAAGAACAGAUGACAUCUUCGACUAAAGAACCAAAACUUUUUGUCGUGGCUGGAUGCUUGAGAGGAGUCACUGCUUUGAUGGUUAACUUCACUAAAACCAUGGCAGAAGAUCCAGUAACAUCCCAGGAAAUAUUUCAAUAUGCACUAAAGGCAAUUAGUCCUCAGAUGGAAAUGACUCGCUAUGCUGUCACCUUUGCUGGGCUGAGAUUAUUUGCCAGACAUGCAUGUCAGUUCAGCAGCUGCCUUAUGGACAACUGUCGAGUUUUGUUUGAGGUCAUGUGUAAGCUCUGUGGACACAUCAAUGCUGAGAUGAAAAAGACAAGUUACUCUGCACUUGAGGCCUUUCUUAAACAGGUUGCCAUGCUGGUCGCAGAUAAUAUUGAAGAGCACAAAACCAAGUUGAAGUUCUUCAUGCAGAAGUUCUGUGGCAUUAUUAAGACCAUGGAGUCAACUCAUAAAGAGUUGUCUAUUGCCAUACGUGGAUAUGGAUUCUUUGCAGCUCCAUGCAAAAAAGUUUGCCCUCAAGAUGUGGACCUGAUGUACAUAGAGCUGAUUCAGCGCUGCAAACAGAUGUAUCUGACGGAGUCUGAUGGGGAGGAUGACAGCUUCUACCAGUUACCCAGUUUCCUGGAUUCCAUAGCAAGUGUCCUCAUUCACCUGGACAAGAUUCCUGAGGUGUACACACCAUUAUUGGAGCGCCUCCUUGUGGUGCAGAUUGACAGUUUUCCUCAGUACAGUGAGAGAAUGCAGACAGCUUGUUGCCGGUCUAUUCUGAAGGUGCUGGUGGCCAUGGCCUCUAAAGGACCUAUUUUAUGGAGUUUUAUUAGCUCUGUGGUGCAUCAAGGCUUAAUUCGGGUCUGUUGCAAACCCAUCAGCAUUUCUGAGCGCAAAGACAGUGGAAAUGAUGAAGGUCCGGCUAACUCAUCUGAAAUUCGUGUUGGAAAGUGGAGAGUCCCAUCCAGUCAGAACUACCUCCCUCUGUACAAAGGCCUUCUAGACUGUGAGCAGUUAAAGGAUUCAGGCUUUUUAGAUGGUGCUUUUGAAGGUCAGAACUCUGCUCUUGUGUCUUUGAGUCGUCUCCUUUAUGAUGAGAUGGUGAAAUCAAUUCUCCAAAUAGUAGAAAAAUUGGACUUGUCUGUGGAGAAAGUCACACCAGCAGAGGAGGACCCAGAUGACAUGGCCAGUGUACUGCCCUCUUCAGACCCCACAGCUCACCUUUUACCCAAUAAGGCUAAAGACUUUGAUGCCUUUGUGAACCUGGUUGAGUUCUGCAGUGAGUUGUUGCUGAAUAAUCACGUGGACUACUUUCAGAAUUGGAUGUACCCCCUUAGCCAUGAACUCAUCAUCCACUCCAUAAGAAAUCCACUCGUCAGUGGCUUUUACAAACUGCUCUCUGUUGCCAUGAAAAUUGCUAAGAGGAUCAAAUACUAUCAGGGAAUUGACCUUAAAAGCUCAUCAUUCCCCCACACUGAUGCAGCAAGAAGUGCUUGUUUUGCACUCUUCUCAAAGUUUGGGAAAGAGGUCUGCGUGAGAAUGAAGCAGUAUAAAGACGAGCUGCUGGCUUCCUGCUUGACAUUUGUUCUUUCACUGCACCACAGCAUUGUAGCUUUGGACAUUAAGGCCUACUGCCCUGCUCUCGAGGCGGCGUUAAAGUUGGGCCUGAGCCAUGUUCCUUUGGCUAACACAGCCCUGGAUGCCCUGGAGGACUGGUCCUCUCACAUACCUUUGGAGACUUUGCAGCCCUGUUAUAAGAACGCACUUCCUCUUCUAGAUGGAUACUUGAAAACCACUUCCACAAAUGACAAAGAUGAGAGCAGUUGGGAGGUGAUGUCUUCUGUGUCUGCAAGAAGUGACAAAGGACACAGCCGAGUGAUGAUGAGGCUCUUAAAGCAAUCCAAACAGCUUGCCGUGGAAGAUGCGCCUGUCGUCAUGGUAAGGCUCAGGGUGGUGAAGCUCCUUGGUCAUCUGGGAGGAAAGCUGAACAGAAACCUUGUAACUGUGUUCUCAUCAGAGGAGAUGAUGAAGAAAUUUGUUGCCUGGGAUUCUGAGAAAAGGCUCAGCUUUGCAGUGCCAUUUACCGAUAUGAAACCAGUCAUCUACCUUGACCCAUUUCUGCCACGUGUCUGUGAACUGGCUCUGUCUACAAGUGACCGACAAACCAAAGUAGCAGCUUGUGAACUGCUCCACAGUUUGGUGGUCUACAUGGUUGGGAAAAGUGCUCAGAUGGUGGAAGGGGAGAAUACUUUACCGCCAAUGUAUAAGCUUCACAAGAAGCUGUUUCCUGUGCUACUACGUCUGGCCUGUGAUGUGGAUCAGGCAAGGGACGGGUACAUGAACAUUUCUAAAAUUACUGAAUAUAUUUUGGAUACAAUUAAGAAAUGGUGCUAUAUGAUGGUUGAAAAAUGCCAAAUUCAACACAGGAUUUUGUCAAGAAGCUUGACUGGUUUAUUUUCUUACUUCUGUCAUUUUAGGGAGGAAAAUUCCUUAGUAGAGCAGUUUGUCUUUGAAGUGCUCAUCAUAUUUAUCGAAAGUCUGGCUCUUGCACAUGCAGAUGAGCGAUCAAUGGGUACUCUGCAGCAAUGCUGUUGUGCCAUUGAUCAUCUGAAGAGAAUCAUCAAAUACAUGGCCCCCAGCCUCAAUCAGCACAAUGCUAAGAGACGCGUUCCAAGGGGCUUCCCUCGUGAUGAAAAGCUGUGUUUAUCUGACGUAGUCUUAUGGCUUCUGGAACAGUGUGGUCGACCUCAGACUGAGUGCCGCCAUAAAUGCAUGGAACUCUUCUAUGAGUUUAUUCCUCUUCUCCCAGGAAAGAAAUCUCCACCCCAGUGGUUGGAUACUGUGCUGAAGGAUCGUGGCAUGGGCUACUUGAUCUCCCGGUUUGAGGGUGCAGGUCUUCUUUCCCAGCCCACUCUCCGGGACCUGUCAGGCCCUUUCAGUGUCAGAGCUGCCCUCCAGUGGAUGGAGCUCCUUCUGGCUGCCCUGGACUGCUACAACACCUUCAUCAACUUGCACAUAAUCAAGCCAGGUCACAUGCUUAAAUGCAAAGAUGAGUCCAGCUUUAUGAAAGCCUUAAGUUUCUUUUUGACUGAAUUGGCAACUCACGAUCUGGCAGCAGCACAGACCUGUUUCUCCCUUGGUGAGAAAACCUCCCACUUCAGCCCCAGAGAGGUGGACCAAUACAACUACAGCAAGUGCACCAUUAUUGUCCGCCUGCUGGAGUUUGCCACAAUGAUUCUUGUCAAAGAAGAUAAGGAGUUUUGGAAGUUGCUGGAACAAGAUAUUUUUGGAUCCGUGUUUUUUGAGUUGAUUGUGCUGGUGGUUUGUGAGCCAUCCACUGUAGGAUUCAACAUGGCAGAUGUGGAGGUGAUUAAACACCUACCGGAAGUGUGCGUUCCUCUGCUCAAGGCCCUUCUGAGCUCUCCUUACAGCUUUCAUCUUGAAAGCAGCCUGCAGAAAAGAAUCUCUCGUAAAAGUGUGGAGGAACUGUGCACUGUAGACCUUUAUCAUUCCAGCACUCUGAGCACCCAUAACCAGAUGGAAAUGAUUCUGUCUGCAUCUAAACAGAUCCACAAAGCUGGCUUCCUCAGCUCCGUUCUCCACAGCCAGGAUGCAGCUUAUUCCAGAUCCCUUGGCUCUCGUCUUCUCAUGACUGUCUACAAAGGUAUAGCACCUGGCGAGGAGAGGAAGGCGCUUCCAUCAUUGGAUGUAAAUACCAGGAGGCUAGCAGACAGUCUGCUUCAGUUUGCCUUUUCUCUCAGUCAGCAGAGUGAGCAGCUGGUGGAUGUACUGUUGAACACCAUCAUGCUUUCUGUGCCAAUAUCUGGAAGCCACAGCAAAAACUUCUUGAGCUUCUCUCAUGGGGAGUACUUCUACAGCCUCUUCCAGAUGACCAUCAACGCUGAGCUGCUGAGAAAUCUGGACAUCACCGUGCCACAUCUGAUGAAUGCAGCAUCUUCCAAUCCCAGCAUGGUGAGUAUGUUGUUGAAUGGCAUGCUGGACCACAGCUUCAGAGAGCGCACUGUAAGGAAGACUCAGGGAAAGCAGCUGGUGGAAGAAGUGCUACGAAGAUGGGGUAGUCUGCAGUCGUGGUGGGAAGGACAGUCUUCCACUCCAGAGAGCAAAACUGCUACUCUGCUGCUGCUCUCCAAACUGCUCCAGAUUGAUUCUUCUGUCUGCUCCAGUGUCUCUCACGAAGCAUUCAGACCGGUGUUUUCCACUUUCACUACAUUGUUGGUUGACCUGAAUCUGCCACUAAAUCUCAAGAGUCAGGCCCUGCUGGUGUUACCAUUCUUCACAACACUCUCAGAGGAGCAUCUGGCUGAGCUGCAGAAAGCACUUGAUGCUCUUGUAGCCUCUCAUUUUCCUAUGCAGUCUGAUGAGUUUGCUAAGGGCUCGCUUAACCGCAACAACUACAUGGACUGCAUCCGGAAGAUGCUGGAUGCAUUGGAGCUUUCCCAGAGCCCUCUCCUGCUCAAGCUGCUGUUAUUCAUUUUGUGUCGUGAUAGAAAACACAUCAUGGAGGAGCACUUUCAAAGUUGUUUCCAGCGAAUUGCUAAACGGUCUUGUCCUGAGAGGCAGCUCCAGCUGCUGUGUACAGUAUAUGAGGUGAUCCAGCAGGGUGAUGUUCCAGUGAGCGUCAUGCUGCAGGACAUGAUGGAGAGAGUUCUGCUGCCGCUCACUUCUCACUGCAGCACUAAGGCCUUGAAUGACUUCUUCACGGCAAAUGUGUCAGACAUAAUGGCUUUAAUGCUCACUCGUUUCACUAAGUCAAGUGAAGCUGCAUUUGAGAUCCAGUUGCUGAAGAAGAAUGGCUGCUACAAACUGAUGGAGCUCUUGUAUUCUCGGCUUCCCAAAGAAGAGGUUUAUUCCAAAGACUCUCGAAUUAAUCAGGCCUUCUGUCAUUCUGACAAAACAGAGGGCAACGAGUUGUCUAAGGCCUUGAUCAAAUCAUGUUAUGAAGCAUUCACAGAGAAUAUGGCUGGUGAGAGUCAACUCCUUGAGUUAAGGAGGCUUUAUCACUGUUCUGCCUACAAUUGUGCCAUCGCUGUCAUCAGCUGUAGCUUCAAUGAAGUCAAAUUCUACCAAGGCUUCCUCUUCAGUGAGAAACCAGAGAAGAAUCAGUUCAUUCUUGAAAAUAUCAUUGAUGUUGAAAGGACCUACAACUUUCCCAUUGAAGUUGAGGUCCCACUUGCGAGAAAGCAGAAAUACAUAACAAUAAGACGAGAAGUAAGCGAUGAGAGUGGAGAUGUACCAGUGUACCUGUCCUCCCAGUCUUAUAUGGCCGACAGCAGCCUGAGUGAGGAGAUGAGUCAGUUUGAUUUCUCAACGGGAGUCCAAAGCUUUUCCCUCAGCUCCCAAAAUCCAGAAGGGCGCAAACGUGCAGUUGCUAAAAAGGAGACGGAGGAGGCAAAUCCCUCCCAGCAUGCAAUGGUGGAUCUGGAAAUGGAUGAUCUUAAUCAGCAUGAGUGCAUGGCGGCCAUGACUGCUGUCAUUGGACACAUGCAGAGGAGCAACAUAACACCCAAAAUUCAACCGGGUAACGUGCCGAGUGAACUUCCUCCAUGGAUGAAAUUUCUAAAUGGGAAACUCUCAAAUCCAGCAACACCUCUGAAUAUCAGACUCUUCAUCUCAAAGCUCAUUAUCAACUCAGAGGAGGUUUUCCGGCCAUAUGCCAAACACUGGCUUGGGCCACUGCUGCAGCUUGUGGUCUGUGGAAACAAUGGCGGAGAUGGGAUUCAUUUUAUGGUGGUGGACAUUGUGGUCACAGUGCUCUCUUGGAUAAGUUUGGCCAGCCCUAAGGGCAACCCCAGAGAUGAAGUACUUGCCAACAGGCUGUUAGAGUUCCUGAUGAAGCACUGCUUUCACUCAAAGAGAGCCGUUUUCCGCCACAAUCUGGAGAUCAUUCGCACUCUGGUUGAGUGUUGGAAAGACUGUCUGCAUGUGCCUUACAGCCUGAUUUUCAGCCAUUUUUGCGGCAGUGACCCAAACAGCAAAGACAACUCUGUUGGACUUCAGUUGCUUGGAAUUGUCCUGGCCAAUAACCUUCCUGCUUAUGAAGCGUCCUGUGGAAUACAAUAUGAGAGGUACAUCCAGUGUCUCACCAACAACUUGGGCUUUGUAAGGUAUAAAGAUGUCUACUCUGCAGCUGCUGAGAUUAUUGGCCUCAUCCUGAAGAACAUGAAAGAACAUGAAAGUGAAAAUCAUCAUCAUCAGGAACUUGUCAGUCUUGCUGCCAGCAAGAUUACAAAUCUGAAAAAGAAAGAUAUGGAUGACAAGUUUAUUGUUUGUUUGAACAAAGUCUCCAAGCACUUCCCUCCAUUUAUGGAUCGGUUUGUCAAUUAUGUGUUCUUCCUCCUGCCAAAGCUGCAUGGCAUCUUAAAGACGUAUUGUUUGGAGUGUGUACUGAGCCGAGCUGAUGUCAUCCCAGACAUCUUUCUGCAGUUGAAGACCACCGGCUUCAUUCAGAUGAUGAGUCACAGGGAUGAAGUAAGACAGAGAGUGUGUCUAGACAUCAUCCACAAGAUUAUCUCCCUGCUGACUCCAGUUCAGCUUCAGGAGCUUCUGGGAGCUGUGACGGCUUUCAUCUCUCAUCCCUCGCCAGUGUGCAGAGAGAGGAUGUACGAUAUCCUCAUGUGGAUCCAGGACAACUACAGUGAUACAGAGAGCAUUGCUGACUGCACUUCAGUGCAAAUUUUGAAUGAAGCUAAAGAAACUCUUCUUCAGGGACUGUCUGAAGAAAACCAAGGCCUCCAGCUUUAUGCUCGGAACUUCUGGAGUCAUGAGAAACGUCUUCCUAAAGCCACUCUGGAUCGAAUGUUGAUGGUUCUUCAAUCUCUGUAUUCCUGCCAAAUAGAAAGGUGUUUCUUAAGCUUGGCUACCAACCUGCUACUGGAAAUGACCAGCCAAAGUCCAGACUUCCAACGAAACAUGUUUGAAUACCCACUCUCUGAAUGCAUUUUCCAGGACUAUGUGAUUGACUCCAGUUGGCGGUCUAGGACCACAGUGAUGACUCCCAUGUUUGUUGAAACCCAAAGCUCUCAAGGCCAGGAGAGCCCAGCAGCUUCACAGUCUGGAGCCAUGAAGGGGAAGCUCCGCAGUACUCAGACUUCUUUGGAGUUUUCCCAAACUCAGACACCAGGUCGACGCACAGCAUAUAAUUGGGUGACAGGCAGCAGCGUGGACACGCUGGCUGAGUACACAGUGGGUUCUGAAUCUUUGUCUUCAUUGAUGGUGUUUGACAAGAAAUCUGAGAAACGAGGCCCACUGUGGAAGCCAGUGGGAGAAGGCUUUGGUGUGAAGCGCUUAACAGCAGCAACUGACGAGGUUGACAGCCAUGCUAAAGCAGAAAAUGAGCAACGUAGUAACAUCUUAAGACUGAGACGCAGAUUCCUCAAAGAUCAAGAGAAAGUCAGCUUACGUUUUGCACAAAAAGAGAUUCAACAACAAAGACAGAAAAAGAGUGUGAUUGGUCCUUAA